Messenger RNA from Rhizoctonia solani, 951 nucleotides. RefSeq lists its product as uncharacterized. The record is from RefSeq and is a predicted model, not a curated record. NCBI's taxonomy places the organism in Eukaryota, Fungi, Basidiomycota, Agaricomycetes, Cantharellales, Ceratobasidiaceae. The coding region runs from base 1 to 951 and encodes 316 amino acids. Gene Ontology annotation, molecular function: nucleic acid binding. The transcript has 2 exons.
AUGCCUAAAGCUUUGCCUCCCUCUGAUGUCCAGAAUAAUGUUGAUAAGCUCAUAAAAGGCCUUCACUUCUCAGAAAUUCACUCUCAAACUGGUGUCAGUACUGGAAUGAUUAGCAGGAUAGGGGCAAUGCACUGUCCUGAGCUCCCCAAGCACUCAGGUGGCUGCCCUUCUAAGCUCUCACCCACCAAUAUUUGCCAUGCCACCCACCUGUUGACUGGCCCUGCCCCCACAACCCCAUGCCUAGUUGCUCAAGAGCUCUCUAGCACAAAUGAGGACACUGUCUCAAGCCUUACUUUGCAUUGGGCAGUGCAGAAAGCUGGUGUGGUGCCUUUUGUCAAGCCCAAAAAGCCAGCUAUGACAAAGGAACAUAUCAAGGCAUGCUAUGAAUUUGCUAUGGCACACCAGCACUGGACAAUUGAUGACUGGCAGAGGGUCCAAUGGUCAGAUGAGACCAAGAUCAACAAAUUUGGGUCAGAUGGGCACUGCUAUGCCUAUAAAAGGGUUGGCCAGGCACCUCAGCCCCACCAGAUCAUCAAAACCAAUAAGAACGGAGGAGGCCAUAUCAUGAUAUGGGCAUGCAUGGGGUGGAAAGGCCCUGGUCUUAUGUGCAAGAUAGAUGGGUCUCUCACCAAGGAACUCUAUGUGGAGAUCCUAGAAGAUGAAUUCAAGCAAACUCUGGAGUACUAUGGGCUGGACAUGCAGAAGGGCAUAUUUAUGCAAGACAAUGCAAGCUCCCACAAGGCCCAUAUUAUAAAAGACUGCCUUUGGGAUCAAAUCAAGAGGGAGCUUUAUAGCUAUGAAACCCCUGCAAGUGGGAUGUUGGAAUUAUUGGAGAGGGUGCAGGAGAUUUGGGACAAAGUUAGUACCCAGAAGUGCCAGGAUUUGAUAGAGAGUAUGCCUAAGAGAAUUCAGGCUUGGAUCAAGGCCAAAGGUGGCCCAACCAAGUAUUGA